AUGGCGUGGCAUAAACUGCCCGCAGAGAUUCGGUUGAUGAUUUGGAAACUUGUCGCGAAGUCACACAAAGCAGAGUUUUGCCAGAAAGAGAGGUAUGCCCUCGUUGUCUAUGCGAGCGUUUGCCAAGAGUGGCAAUGGUUUUUCGAACCCAUCAUCUUCAGAAGCGUUGUCGUCGACCAGGAUCGCAUCUCAGAGUUUGACAAAUCUAUAAACGUCUGCCAGACGGAGGAGGACUUGGAGUCGCGAAAGCAAAACAAUCUCACUUUCACCAGGACUGUCAAGGACCUGCUUUCUGUCCUCUCUGAGUGGCCUUGGAGGAGAACCAAACCAGAUACGACAAUGGUGAUGAUGGGAGGGCUUUCCCUGGAAAUUAGCACCUUCUCCCCAAGCGAUUACCAGCACGGCUUCAGGGACUUUAGGCUCCAGGACGACUAUCCGAUCUCCUUUAAUUUCGAUGCGUGGUCAGACAGAUACAUGGACUGGCCUGCAGAGAGGGAGCGAGCCGAACAGAUGAAGCUGGAGCAACACCACGACCCAGUUCAUGGAGGGAGAAAGGGUGAGAAUGAUGCGAGUGGCAAAGACUCUCAGCUCCCCAAGGUAGUCGCCAUCACAGCCUUUACUGCUAGAAGGCAGUCGUACCGGGGCAUCAACACCCCGUCGCUCGAGAAGAUUCUCAGGGCAUUUCCCUACCUCAACUACUUUAUACACGAGCCGUGGCAUAAUGUCACCCCCGAGCGGCAGCAGCUUUUCGAGUCGGAGCAUCUCAAACUGAUAAAGGCCCUCCCCAAGACCAACCGCAAGCUCCGAAACCUCAACCUAUUCCAAAACUCUUCCAAGACGUUGAACCCUGAGAUGCCCACAGACGGACGCGGGUGGCACCGGGGAGCAAAAACGAGACGCCCCCUUGGCCGGGCCCUGGCUAAAACCACGCGGCUGUUGGAAACGGAAUUCGUGUCUGCCGCGUUCCUGAUUAAUGCCUUUAACUUCUUCCACGAGUUCAGAGCCGCCCUCCCGCCGCAGCCCGGCGGCCACGAUCCCCGAGUCUGGGGCAACCUCAAAGAGCUGCAUCUGAUAUCGGCCCGUCUCAACCCCCAUGUCGCAUCGUGGAAGCGGCAGGACGUCCUCUGUAGGGCAGGCCGCGCGGCCGCGCUGAUGCCGAGUCUCGACAACAUGAUCCUCUGGAACGGCGGUGAGGGAUUCUCUUACGUCAUGUGCUACAUCCGCUGUUCCAUCAAUAAAGAGCCGGGACUAGCAUUGGGGUCUACUAUGGAUGACGCAGUACAAUCGGAUUUCCCGCCCCAGGUGCUGGCGACCUGGCGGUUGGUCCCGCUGAGCGCGCGGGAUCCGCCUCACGGCAAUCUGGCUAUCAAAAUUGAUAAGACCGAGUGGACGUUUGGCCUUGGCAGCUGCGCGGCGGCGCGUGAGGCUCUCGCCUUGUUUCCGGAGCCUCCGCACAUAUCAUACUCGCUGCCCCGGCGUCAACGACGGCCGCUGGCGCCAUAUACGCUAGCAUAA
This is a messenger RNA of Lasiosphaeria miniovina, 1515 nucleotides long. RefSeq lists its product as uncharacterized. The transcript is spliced from 4 exons. The record is from RefSeq and is a predicted model, not a curated record. Bases 1 to 1515 code for a protein of 504 amino acids. Lineage: Eukaryota; Fungi; Ascomycota; Sordariomycetes; Sordariales; Lasiosphaeriaceae.